AGAUCCUGUAACUAGUUUCCACAUUUCUUCAGUUGAAGAUAAAAGCAGAUCAGUGCAUUUUAGCAAUGUACUCAAGGAUAAAAUUUCGGUCGAGGCCGUUGUUAGCGAUAUUGGUGGUGAUAAUCUUGGCGGUGUUGACAACGAUGAUGUUGACGAUCACAACUGCGUCGAAAACGAAAAGGUUGAACUCCCUCCGGAUGAUGAUAAUUCUGUUCCGUCACGGAGAUCGUGCCCCAAUAAAGACGUAUCCCACGGAUCCACAUUUAAACUACCCUUGGGUAGGCGGCCUAGAAGCUUUACAACCGCGGGGUGUCGAGCAAGCCUUCGAAUUGGGAAGAAAUUUCAGAAAUCGUUACGGUUUGCUGCUACCCUCAGAUGGAUUCUACACUAGACAUAAAAUUCAUGCCGUCAGCAGCUACUACGAACGAUCUAUUAUGAGCAGUCAAGCGGUUUUGGCUGCAUUUUUUCAGCCUCCAGAGGAUUCGUUUAAAAUCCCGAUAAGGUGGCAACCAGCUGCUUUACAUGUGAUUCCAGCCAAAUCCGACAGCAUUCUUGCCCAGGAGCGACCCUGUCCGAAGUUUGAAGCCGAAUUUGAGAAUUUCAAGCGCCAAGUUACUCCGGAGUUCGAACAAUGGUACGCCGACAGUUUGCCCGAGUUUGAGUACAUUGAACAGCACAGUGGAUUGAAGAAUAUGUCCUGGACUGAUAUGGUACUGUUUUAUGACUUAUUGGAAAUUGAAAACAACUACGGCUUGGCGCUUCCAGAAUGGGCAAAAAGACUUUUCCCCACCAAAGCUAUCGAGUACUAUAAAGGAAUACUUAAAACUUACUCGGCAACACCGAUAAUGAAACGACUCCGAGGAGGGGCCACAUUGAGUGAAUUUCUCUCCAAGCUUAAGGCCAAAGCAGCUGGCAACCUCGAUCCCGAUAGGUCAAUUUUCCUAUAUUCGGGACACGAUCUGACCCAGGUUAGUUUGCUGGACAGUAUGGGAGUCUUGGAGCAAGCAUCCGAGAAACCUUCGUUUGCAUCGGCCGUUGUAUUUGAACUGCACGAGAAUCCUUCAUUAGGUGGACAGCAGGAAGUGAGAAUUCUGCAUUAUGGAAAUUGGUCCGUACAAGAGCCAAAAUUGUUGGACAUUCCUCGGUGCCCUGCUCCAUGCUCUUUGAGCAAGUUUGAAACUGCGAUGCAUGACAUAAUUUUACAAAAUUAUGAUGAGGAGUGUACAAUAUAAAUAGAAAAAUAAAUAUUGUAAAC
Uranotaenia lowii is the source of this 1255-nucleotide messenger RNA. RefSeq names its product lysosomal acid phosphatase-like. Gene Ontology annotation, molecular function: phosphatase activity. The coding region runs from base 66 to 1232 and encodes 388 amino acids. The record is from RefSeq and is a predicted model, not a curated record. The transcript has 3 exons. Gene Ontology annotation, biological process: dephosphorylation. NCBI's taxonomy places the organism in Eukaryota, Metazoa, Arthropoda, Insecta, Diptera, Culicidae.